AUGCAACUGAGUGGGCCACAAGGUGAUGUGCUUGGCAAUCGAAUGUCAGAAUUGAGUCAACCCUUUGAGGUGGUUUCUAAUCUGAUUCCAGAGACAGGCUCCAAGCCACAGCUGAUUACAGAGCAGCCAUCUUGGCUCAUCAGGCUUGGACUUCAGGAUGUGGAGGAACAACCCGGUUACCCGGAGCUUGCUGAGCUGCUGGAUGAAGAGAAGCUGAGCGGAGUCCCAGUGCUGAUAUUCGCUAACAAGCAGGACCUCCUUACAGCGGCUCCGGCCUCCGAGAUAGCAGAGGGCUUGAAUCUGCACACGAUCCGUGACCGAGUUUGGCAAAUCCAGUCCUGCUCCGCGCUCACAGGAGAGGGCGUACAGGACGGAAUGAACUGGGUCUGCAAAAAUGUCAACGCAAAGAAGAAAUGAGCUUGUUCCUGGGUGGAGGGAAUCAGAAGAGCAUACUCAGCCGAUAACACUAAUUCAUUGUUCCUGACACAAACCUUCACUACCAUUCCCAGUUUCAGCUACAUACCAACGAGUGCUGGGGGACUGCAGCUCCAGCACACCAUCUGAUUCCUACCCACCCCCCCCCAACACACACACACAACCAAACCACACAC
Callorhinchus milii (elephant shark) is the source of this 611-nucleotide messenger RNA. Its product is annotated as ADP-ribosylation factor-like protein 3. Lineage: Eukaryota; Metazoa; Chordata; Chondrichthyes; Chimaeriformes; Callorhinchidae. The coding region runs from base 1 to 417 and encodes 138 amino acids. The transcript has 3 exons. Gene Ontology annotation, biological process: cilium assembly. The record is from RefSeq and is a predicted model, not a curated record. Gene Ontology annotation, cellular component: cytoplasm; microtubule cytoskeleton. Gene Ontology annotation, molecular function: GTP binding; GTPase activity.